Neocloeon triangulifer is the source of this 3425-nucleotide messenger RNA. It is a transcript of the gene Ube4A, whose product is annotated as ubiquitin conjugation factor E4 A. Gene Ontology annotation, molecular function: ubiquitin-ubiquitin ligase activity. Gene Ontology annotation, cellular component: cytoplasm; nucleus; ubiquitin ligase complex. Bases 107 to 3127 code for a protein of 1006 amino acids. The transcript has 14 exons. NCBI's taxonomy places the organism in Eukaryota, Metazoa, Arthropoda, Insecta, Ephemeroptera, Baetidae. Gene Ontology annotation, biological process: protein polyubiquitination. The record is from RefSeq and is a predicted model, not a curated record.
UGCACGCCCCCUUGCCUUCACAACAAAGUAAAGUUUGUCGAGCCACAGUGUCCUGAAUUCGAUCCCCCUUUUAAACUGAAUAUUCGCCACUUAGUCAUCGACGAGAAUGUCCACCAGCAGCCAGAACGUAUUUGACUGCGUGGCCAGGGACAUUUUCUUCAUAACCACCUCGAAGGAGCCGCUCUCGCCGUCCCAGUCGCCCCUGAUCUAUGUCGAAGAUGUGGCCUCCGGAGUUGACACCAGCAGUGGCCUGACCGCCAACCUGCUUGCUGAGGCAGUCUUGGAGAGACUUCUUCUUCCGGAUCCGGGGGCCUUCGUGGUUCCUCUGACCAACAGGGUCCCUCCUGAAAUCAUUGAGGUCAAGCUUGUUGCUUACCUUUUUGAUUCGUGGCAGCGCCUUCAAGUCUAUGAAGCGAAACUGACCCCUGAUGAGAGAGCAGAAGUUGAGAGCAUCAUUGUGAGAAAUGUUGCCACAGGUUUGCUGCAAAAAGAACUUCACCCCACACAAAACAUUCCCUUGCAAAUUUUGUGGCUCUUGUGUGAGCAAACCUUUGAAGAAUGCAUAACCUUUAUGGCAUCACUGACAAAAUACAUCUUUGCCGAAGAAGGGGAGCAAGGUCUUUCGUCCUCAAUAAAUCUGGUCCUGAACAAUCUAUUCCACGAAGCAGCAAAGUCGAAUUUAAUGACAACAAACUUUCAAAACUUGUUGAGGGCUACUUUAGUCAUUGUUAAGUGCAAUCCCAUUUGUGCAACCUCAGUCGUCAACCACAAGCUUGGCGAACUCACCUUGGGAAGCAGCUGGAACGGCACACUUCUCGGCAAGUUGCUUGGCCUCAGUUUUGUACCAAAGGCCUUUGGACAAGACAAUGAUAUUUUCAGGGAGGUUGUUUCCGAGCCUUCCCUCAUGGCCACAAGGGAAGGAAUGGUUCGACAGAACACUAAGGCCUUGCUAGACGGCCUGCACUCAAUUUUCGAAGCCAUUCUGCGAAGCUCGGCUGGAAACCGCGCACUUUGCUUGAAGUGGCUGUGGGGCUGUGUUGAGGCAAACGUGUCUCGAGCCAAGCUCAUGUCCGCAUAUGCGGGAUUGGCUGCUAACGGACUGGACAUGAUGAACACCAUCUCGGACGGGUUUGCUCUCAACUUGGAGUUGUUAGUGCUGCGACUAUGUGAGCCUUUCUGCAAUCCGCCCAACUGUGCUGACGAACACUCUUUCAACCCAAAAAUACUGACAAUAGACCCGAGUUUUUGCGCUGUCGAAAGUGGGCAGUUUUGCCGUGCAAAGUUGUUUGAUGAUACGUGCCUUAUGCCUGCCGAGCUAGACGCAGAAGGAAAUAAGAUCAAACGCGUUCAUUCCAAAAGUUUUACAUUCAUCACCGAGUGCUUCUUCUUGGCGCAAAAGACGGUAGAAAUCGGGUCUAAGUCGUGCAAAAAUCGCCUCAAAAGUUUGAUGCAUGAGGCAGGCGGAGUUGAAGAAUUAAUAACCCAGGGGGCUCUGCCUCAGCAAGAAAGAGAGAUGGCCCGCAAUGGCCUUGAGAGACUGACUGCUCACAUUUUGUGCUAUAGGACACUGCUAUCUGACCCAACCUUCAUAGAACUCUCUUCCAAACUGCACUCGGCAGCUGCUCACUGGAUUGUCCAAGUCCUGCUCGAUGAAGUGCCCUACUCUGACAAAAGAUCAAAUUUUGCUCCAGGCAUAAAAAGAGAUGUGACUUUUCCACUGCCAGGAGAAGAAUUUGACAUCAACCGCCCAGCACGGACAAUGCAGUACGUCCCCGAAAGUGUUGUUAGCAACCUUAAGUCCUUCAUCACCAUGGCGCCAACCAACUACCCAGAAGUUUUGGAAAACACCUGGCUUACAUGGCCAAUUUUCACAAUGGUCGUGGCCCUUAUGGGGUCACCGUGUCGAGUCAAAAAUCCCCAUUUACGCGGAGGUCUUGCCAGAAUCGUAGAGUCUCUGUUACCUUGGCAAAAAGGGGAGGAUGAGAUGCUGAUGCAAAGGAGAAUGCUCAACCUUCCAGACGUCUCCAAAUACCAAAGAGAGAGGCUUUUUGCAGACCAUCCUUUUAGAUUAGAGCUUGUCGAAGCUAUUGUUAGUGUUUUUGUCGGUAUUGAAGUCACUGGUCAAGACCAUUUUGAGCAAAAGUUCCAAUACAGAAUGCCCCUCUAUUCCAUUCUCAAUCACAUUUGGAAAUCCACAGAAUACAUUGACCGUUUCAGGGAACUUGCUGCCUACGCUGAGCAGAACAUAGAAUCUUCCAACCCUCCAGUCUUUCUAAGGUUUUCUAACCUCCUCAUUAACGAUUCUGUAUUUCUACUUGACGAAGCUAUCCUGCAAAUGGCCAAGCUCAGAAAAUUGCAAGCCGAGAAGGACACUAAUGCCUGGGAAAAUUUGCCGGAAGCCCAGAGGAGAGAAAACAUGCGAAAUUUGGAAAUGAUUGGCAGGAUUGCUAGGUUUCACAACAUCAUGAGUCGAGACACAAUUAGUAUCCUGCAGACAGUUACAUCUCGCAUCCAUUCCCUUUUCUGUCAUCCGACCAUGGUCGACAGACUUGCUGCUAUGCUAAACUACUUUGUAGUGAGGUUGACAGGGCCUAAGAGCAAAGAACUUAAGGUAUCCAACAUGAAAGAGUGCGCUUUUGAGCCUGGCAAUCUUGUGAUAGAUAUUUCCAAAAUUUACAUCAACCUGGGUGAUUCUGAGGAAUUUUGUGCAGCAGUCUCUCGAGAUGGGCGAUCAUACAGUGGCCAGCUGUUCCCAAGAGCUCAAAAUGUUUUGAGCCGAGUUGGUGGCGGGGACCUGUUGUCGGAUUUGCACAACAUUGCUCAGAAGGUGGCAAAGCAUGCUGUUCAACAAAGCAUCGAGGAUGAACUUCUUGCUGAGGCUCCAGAUGAAUUUUUGGACCCAAUUACAGCAGCCAUCAUGAUAGACCCUGUGAUUUUGCCAUCGUCUGGAGUUUCUAUUGAUCGAGCUGUUAUUGCAAGACACUUGCUGAGUGAUCAAAUAGACCCUUUCAACCGAUCCCCACUUACCAUGGAGCAGGUGAAGCCAAAUAAUGAACUUCGAGAGAAGAUUCAAGCUUGGAUUGCGGAAAAGGAAGCCAACGCCCCAUCAUCACCAUCACAGGACUAACAGUAAUGGAUUCUAUCAUAAAUUUAGGGUAAGAGUUUUAACCAAAAUCAUUAAUUGGAAGAUAUUUUACAUUUUAUUUCCUAUACAAUCGUUUAUUGAUUGUUGAAAUUUGAUUCUUUUCGUUCAAUGCAGAUUAAGUACAAAUAAUUUGGAACCAACCAUAGUAAUACUUGUUGAGCAAUAAAUAAAUAUUGUGAUUCUAGAAAAUCGCUACGCAUUAAAUUGCAAAUUUGACUUUUUAAAUUAAUAACUUAAUUCGGUCUUGAAAAAAAAACUAGUUUAGGAGAAGAAUUCGGAG